AUGAAACUUCUAAGUUCCUUGAUUUUUGUUUUAACAUCCAAAUUUUCAGAAUUUUCUAGUCAACCAGAAAGAAACAUCUUGACAAACAGUGAAAUUGAAGAUAUUUCUAUAAUUACCGAAAUUACAUUAGAUAUUAUUGGCGUGUACUUUAUCAACAGAGGAACUGAAUUCGAUAUUUUUAUUUUCAAAGAUUCACAAUCGAAAAAGACAGAAGAAAUCCUUAAUGGAAUUAUUGGUCACAGCAAUGAAAGAUUCAAGAUUGAAAUCUACAAUUACUUUGAAUCAUCAUGCUCAAAUCAACCUAUUCUACGUCCUAUAAUUAUUUUUAUCGACACACUACAAAGCUUAAUUUGCUUUAGUAAGAAAUUUAAAAUUACAAAGCAUCAAAGUCAAUUCAAUAAUUUUGUAUUUAUUGAGGAAUCAUUAGUCUCUAAAGUUCAAAAGUUUCAGUCAAAAACGAAUAGAUUGAACUUGUUCUCAUCAUCAAUAUUUAUGCAUACAAAUUUUAUAGUCAACUAUUCAGACACGAUUAAUUUAUCAAGUUUCGAAUGGUUUACAUCAAUGUUCUGUAAUAUUCCAAGCCUACUUCCUAUUAAUAUAUAUCACAAAAGUUUGAAACAAUGGAGUGAACCUUUAAUAUUCUCAAAAAAUUUCGUCAACUUUCAAGGUUGUGAAUUAGUUCUAAUGAUGCCAGUUCUUCGUAGUACAAUAGACUCAAAUAUUUGGGGACAUUCAGUUGCUUUUGGCUCUACAUACAAAUAUGUUGGGAUCAUACCAAAAAUCUUUGAAAUAGCAUCAAAAGUUUAUAAUUUUAAGGACCAAUACCAACCAGUAAACCCUCGCUAUGAAUCAAGUUUUAUCAGUGAUCCAAUUCCCGAUAACUUUGAUAUUAUUAUAAUCAAUGGAACUUAUCGAGAACCAAAUGUUUGUAUUGAAUUUAUUGAUAUGGGACUUAUUCCUCAAUUCCUUUUUAUUCGUCAUACAGUUCCAUUUGUGGAACUAUCUAGAAUAUUUUUGGUAACUCCCGGCGAACUUUACACAUCAUAUGAGAGUUUGCUUCUUCCGUUUGACUUUACAAUUUGGAUCUUGUUCAUUGCAACUACUUAUAUAGUCUUCGUCAUAACUUUUUUUAACAACAAAUUGUCAAAAAUAGUUGAAGACUUUAUCUAUGGAACAUCGGCUUUUAAAGUGUUAAGAAUAGUUUUUGGAGUUCCUCAAACUCAAACUCCAAACGGAAACUUCUCAAGACAAAUUAUGAUUUUCUUCACAUUCUUCUGCCUAAUUAUUCGAGCAUGUUUUCAAAGCAAGGUAUUCCAAAUCAUGACUAGUGAUCAGAGGCACCCGUCACCAAGCACAAUUCAAGAUUUAAUCGAUAGACGAUACUCUUUUUAUAGCUCUUAUUAUGAUAAAGACUUUGAGUUUUUGGAAACUGAAUACAAUAUCAGUGUCAUUGAGACCCGGUUGGAGAUGUUCAUUAGAUUAUAUGAAACUCAAGCAGAAAAUGCAUCAGCAAAAGUGGCAUUAGAAGUAACUGAUGCAUAUCAUAACUAUGCAACUGAAAAACUAGGAAGAAAAUUUGAUAACUGGAUGCAACUGAAAAAUUUUGUACUAUCAACUUCUCAUGGUGGUUUUGGAAUGCUCUUUAAUUCGUUUUAUUUUGAUAUGAUUGACGAAACUGUAAACAAUCUUAUAGAGUCAGGAAUCAUGAAACUAAUUUAUGAGUCUUAUAUUAAACAGACAGUAAAGAAAAAGAUUUCUAGAGUGAUGUGUAAAGUUAUUGGUUUUGAGGAUCUUCAAAUUUACUUUAUUAUGUGGAGUGGAUUUUGCUGUGUCUCUAUUUUGUGUUUCAUUAUUGAAGUUUUGAUGAGGAGAGAAUCAAAAUCACAUACUGAAGAAUUAUUGGUGACUGAAACUUAACUAAGAUUAUGAACUUCUAUGGAAGCUAGCAGCUUUAUGAACAGUCUUUGAAAUAUUUUGGCACAAAUCUACUCAUCAAGC
Molecule: messenger RNA, 1998 nt
Organism: Chironomus riparius
Lineage: Eukaryota; Metazoa; Arthropoda; Insecta; Diptera; Chironomidae
Source: the annotation of a GenBank genome assembly